Molecule: messenger RNA, 2099 nt
Organism: Prorocentrum cordatum
Lineage: Eukaryota; Dinophyceae; Prorocentrales; Prorocentraceae
Source: the annotation of a GenBank genome assembly
AGCCCUAUGGCUCAAGCCGAGGGGUGGAGCAUGGGAGUCUCGGCGCCUUCGUCCCGAGGCUCGCCAGGAUGGCCCGUGGCGGCAUCCGGACGGCGUGGCUGGCGCUGACCUUCUUGGGCGCGCCGUCCGCUGGGACGGCGCCGACCUACCAGACUCUGCUGGAAGCGGGUACGAGCUGCGCGCGGCUUGGACUUCAGGACACGCUGGACGAGGCGUUGUGCGCCGCGUUUGCCGAGGAUGCUCUCGGGCUCGACAGCAGCAACGAAAAUCAGUAUUACGUUGCCGGCUUCAACUUCGGGCCCUUUGGCUGCAUGUACAUGGUCCAGGACAACCCUUUUGUCGUCUUCAGCACAUUCGGCGAAGAAGGGUAUGAGUCUCCAGCCGCCAGGAGCAUUUGCAUGGGGUCCACCACCUCGACCUCUUCGACCACCACGGGAACAACAUCCACUUCUACGACGUCCACGUCCACGUACAGCAUCACCACGACCACGACCACAUCUGCGACCACGACCACUACCACAACCACGUCCACGACGCUGUCCACAUCAACCACGACCACGACCACGUCUGUGACCUCGAUCACUCUCACAACCACGUCCACGACGUUGACGAGCUCAACCUCGACGACGACGACGGCGACGACGACAACGACGUUCACAUCUACGUCGACGUCCACGUCUACGUCGACGUCUACACAUACGUUCACCACCACUUCCACGUAUACCACUACGACCACGACCACCACGCAUACCGGCACCACUACCACGACCACGUCCACGUACACGAGCACUUCAAGCACGACAAGGACAACGUCCACUUCCACCUCCACGUCCUCGACGCUGACAACGACCAUGACGUCCACGUAUACGUCGACAUCCACGUCUACGUCCACAUCCUCCUCAACUUCGACUAGCAUGACGACGUCCACGUCAACGGUCACAUCCACCUCUACCUACACAAGCACAUCAACUACGAGGACAACGUCUACAUCCACGUCUACGUCCUCGACGACGUCCACGUCUACGGCGACAUCGACGACGAAGACAACAUCCACGUCCACGUCCACGACAGACACGGUGACGACCACGACGCUGACAACGUCCACGUCAACUUCCACGUCGAAGUCGACGACUUCUACGUCCACCACCACCACGACGACCACGUCGACCACCACGGCGACGACCACGCUCACCAUAUCGACUACCACGUCGAAGUCGUCGUCGACGACUUCCACUCUCACCACCACGCUGACCACGUCCACGACGUCUACGACGGCCGCGGCAGCGCCCAGGCUUGCCUUGGAGGACGCUAAGAGCGCCUCCACGCUCCUGGUCGUCGCCCUCAUUGGCACUCUGGCGGGCGCGGCGCUCUUCUUGUACACCUGCUACGGCGCCUAUCGCUGGCGCGAGCGCAGGCGGCGCUCGCUGCGGGGCAAGGCCGUCGUCUUCUCCGCGUGGGAAGACAUCGAGGGCGUCGUGCCCGCGGGCGCACAACCGGGCGCCGCCGAGGACCGCGCUGGGGUCUCCAAGGUUGGCGCCCCGGAUCUGCGCAGCUUGGGGUCUCCAAGGUCGGCAUCUGCGCUGCCAGCGUCUACGAGGUGGGCAUCCGCGAGCUCCCACCCCGUCAGCCACAGCGCCGCCAGCUCCACGGCGGCUACGUUACCAUCGUCUACGAGGGCGGAGUCUACGAGGUCUUCGUCGACAUUUCCAGCGCCCACGAGGCCACCGUCUACAAGCUCUCAUGCCACCAGUCACAGCGCCGCCAGCUCCAUGCUGCCUACGGUACCAGCCCCUGCGAGGUCGACGCCAGCAAGCUCUCACGCCGCUGGCGACAGCGCCGCCGGCAGCUUGGCGGCGCCUACGCUGGCCAGUGGCCGUCACCGGCUCCCUGAGCGGCUCCCUGGCAUUGACGUCUACCAGGCCGGUGCCUCGCAAGCGGGCCCCGUGCAGCAUUCUCGCCAGCCCCGGUAAAAUGCGCGGGGCCGGCCGAGCCGAGCCCACCGCCGGCCCCUCUCGGUGGCACUGUCUUGGCGCAACCUUGAUCAUCGGGAGCCCAGGGUGACUCGGGGUGCAGCGAGGAAAGAGGAGGAGGAGGAGGAG